Linnemannia hyalina is the source of this 2553-nucleotide messenger RNA. Lineage: Eukaryota; Fungi; Mortierellomycota; Mortierellomycetes; Mortierellales; Mortierellaceae. The record is from the annotation of a GenBank genome assembly.
AUGUCCGGCCUUCGUCUGACAGAGUUCGUCAAACGGCCCAACCCCGGUUCUGCCGGCAAGGCUAUCAAGAUUAACGCGAACUUUUUCGAGAUCACCCAGCUACCAAAUAUUAAUGUGUACCACUACGAUGUUUCUAUAACGCCGGAUGUGCCCCCGAUCGUCAACCGGCGGGUCUUUGAGCACAUGCUCCUCGUUUACGGCAAGUCUGACCUCAAUGGCUCCCGUCCUGUCUUUGAUGGUCGCAAGAACAUAUUCUCGCCGAAAGUGUUCCCCUUUGACGGCAAGACAUUUGACAUCACCUUGCCUGAGGAUGAGGCCCCGAAAGGUGUCGUCCCCCGUCACCCCCCUCGUGGCUUCAAGGUCAAGAUCAAGAAGGCCUCCGAGAUCAACCUUGAGGAACUUCACCGUUUCUUGAACGCCAAGUCAGCCCUCAGCCCCAACUGCCUCACCGCUAUCAUGGCUUUGGAUAUCUUAAUCCGUCACAAGCCCGCCAUGCUCUACUCGAGCGUCGGUCGUUCUUUUUUCACGCCCGAUGGCGCCCAGCCCUUAUAUGGAGGUGUCGAAGUCUGGAAUGGUUUCUACCAGUCUGCCAGACCUACCCUUGGUCGCAUGAUGAUUAAUUUGGAUGUCGCCGCGACCGCCUACUAUCAGUCGGGCUCGCUCUUGGAGCUGGCUGUCAAGAUACUGGAUCGCCGAAACAUCGGUAAGGAGGUUAUUAUGGGCACAUCAGACCAUGAUUUGCGUCGCGGGUUCACAGAUCGUGAUCGCACCAAGCUGGAAAAAUCUCUGCGAGGCCUGCUCAUCAGGGUCACCCAUCGUAGUGAAGUCAAGCGCAGGUUCAAGAUAACCAAGCUGACCCCUACCCCCGCCAACACAACAUCGUUUAUGAAAGAGAACACCAAGACCGAUGUCGCCACAUAUUUUUUCCAGACUUAUGGCAGACGUCUGCAAUAUCCCUUUAUGCCCUGUGUUGUCACCGGCAGGGAUGUCUUCCUUCCCAUGGAGAUCUGCACUGUCAUCGAGGGCCAGCGCCACAUUAAGAAGUUGAACGAGAGGCAGACUGCCGAUAUGAUCAAAUUCACCUGCCAGCCUCCUCAGGUUCGCGCCAACAAGAUCAAGGAGGGCCUCAAGAUUCUCAAUUACCAUGAGAACGAGUUCCUUAACGAUUUCGGCAUGAAGGUCGCCACCGAGAUGGUCCAGAUUAACGCCCGUGUUUUGCCAGCGCCCACCAUUUCGUACCACCCCUCAUCCCGCCAGGCCAAUUUUGUCCCCCGUGACGGUGCCUGGAACUUGCGUGACAAGCGUGUUGCCACUGGUGCUACCUUGGGCUCCUGGGGUGUUGUGGUAUUUGGUACUGAGCGCGACUUACCCCUCACCUUUGCCCAAGCAUUCAUCCGCGAGUUGAUCGUCACCUGCGUCGACACCGGUAUGACCAUCCCUAACAAGCAACCCCCGAUCUUGUACGCCAACCCUCACGGAGACAUUGAGGGUAGUCUCAAGAACGCCUGGAUGCGUGCCGGCAAUGCCGUCAAGUCCCAACCCCAGCUCUUGGUCUGCAUCCUGCCAAACACUGGUGUGCCCUUGUACGCUGAAAUCAAGCGUGUCAGUGACACUGUCAUUGGCAUCCCUACCCAGUGUGUCCAAAUGUCGCACACCCGCACCCCCAAGAAGCAGUAUUGCGCAAACGUUUGCCUAAAGAUCAACGUCAAGCUUGGAGGCAUGAACGCCUUUUUGUCGCCCAACCAGACCCCAUUCUUGACCCAGAAGCCCACUAUUCUGUUUGGUGCCGAUGUCAGUCACCCUUCGCCUGGUGACACCACCCGUCCCUCGAUCGCGUCUCUAGUUGGCUCCAUGGAUGCCAAGGCCGCUCGUUAUGCUGCCACCGUCCGUGUCCAGACCGCCAGGACUGAGACCAUUGCUGAUCUCGGAGGCAUGGUUGUGGAGCUGUUGCGUACGUUCUUCCAGACCUGCGGUCAGAAGCCCGAGCGCAUCUUGUUCUACCGUGACGGUGUGUCCGAGGGUCAGUUUGCUGAGGUCUUGCGUUCUGAGGUCGCGUCCGUCCGUGCCGCCUGUACCACCCUGGAUGCCAACUACAAGCCCACCAUUACCUUCGUCGUUGUCCAGAAACGUCAUCAUGCCCGUUUCUUCCCCGCGAGACGUGAUGAGGGAGACCGCAACGGAAACUGUAUGGCGGGAACGGUCGUCGAUACUGGCAUUGUCCACCCCUUCGAGUUCGAUUUUUAUUUGCAGUCGCACGCCAGUCUGCAAGGUACCUCUCGCCCCACGCAUUAUCACGUUUUGUAUGACGAGAACAGGUUCACGUCGGACAGUCUGCAGGAGUUUACCUACAAGUUGUGCCAUCUGUAUGCCCGCUGCACCCGAACCGUCUCCCUUGUCCCCGCUGCGUACUACGCUCAUUUGGUCGCUGCCCGCGCGCGCUUCCACUCCAAGGGUGAGCGUUGGUCGGACACCGAGUCCAGCGAGAGCAACGCCGAUGAGAGCACCUACCUAGCCGUCAAGCCUGAUCUCCUUCGUGUUAUGUACUUUAUGUAA